AUGACUUGCUCUCCAUCCUAUUUUGCAAUCUCUCUACUCAUUCUCUCAGCCGUCACCCACCUUCCCAUUUUGGCAUCGUGCGGUGGCAGUGGCUUUUCUGUAGAGCUCAUCCAUCGGGACUCCCCUAAGUCGCCUCUUUAUGACCCCAAUUUCACAUAUUCCUCCCGCAUCCGUGCGGCUGCUGAGCGCUCUCGUUCCCGUGCCAUUUACUUUCGUGAUGCCAUCCAAAAGGCUCGUAGUACUUCCUCUGCGCUCCCCAUGGAUGAUGCCAACAACUUCUACUCAGAGAUCACCCCAAACACCUUUGAAUACUUGAUGAGCUUCUACCUUGGCACUCCAAACAAGAAGAUCCUUGCCAUUGCCGACACAGGCAGUGACCUCAUAUGGGUCCAAUGCGCCCCCUGUAAUGAAUGCUACCAACAAACUACCCCUCUUUUUGACCCACAAGCUUCUUCUACAUACAAAACAAUCGCUUGUAAUACCGACUCAUGCUCGACACUACCACAAAGUAGUUGUGGCGCAUCCUCUCAGUGCUAUUAUCAAUAUGGAUAUGGUGACAAGUCAAUCGUUGAAGGCUACCUCUCCACGGAGACAAUAGGCUUUGACUCUACUGGAGGUCGUCCAGUACAAAUCCCUACAACUCUCUUCGGGUGCACCCAUCAAAGCAAUGGCACAUUUGACAAGAAUGGUGCUGGCCUUGUUGGCCUCGGUGGAGGAAAGCUAUCACUCAUCCGCCAACUCGGCUCCACCAUUGGCAGCAAGUUUUCC
Molecule: messenger RNA, 768 nt
Organism: Phalaenopsis equestris
Lineage: Eukaryota; Viridiplantae; Streptophyta; Magnoliopsida; Asparagales; Orchidaceae
Product: aspartic proteinase CDR1-like
Exons: 1
Biological process (GO): proteolysis
Cellular component (GO): extracellular region
Molecular function (GO): aspartic-type endopeptidase activity
Source: RefSeq, a predicted model, not a curated record